This is a messenger RNA of Condylura cristata (star-nosed mole), 1349 nucleotides long. It is a transcript of the gene MYL6B, whose product is annotated as myosin, light chain 6B, alkali, smooth muscle and non-muscle. Bases 128 to 706 code for a protein of 192 amino acids. Gene Ontology annotation, cellular component: myosin II complex. Lineage: Eukaryota; Metazoa; Chordata; Mammalia; Eulipotyphla; Talpidae. The transcript has 5 exons. The record is from RefSeq and is a predicted model, not a curated record. Gene Ontology annotation, molecular function: calcium ion binding; structural constituent of muscle.
CGGCUGCCGAGUUAACCCGUGAGGGCCCGCGGCCGCCGGGCACCGCCCCCCACCCCCCUCCGCCCUCACCAGGAUCUGCAGGAGAUGGGUGCCCCAUCGGCACACUGUCCUUUGCGCACUGGACAUCAUGCCUCCCAAGAAGGAUGUACCUGUGAAGAAACCAGUGGGGCCCUCCGUCUCCAAACCUGCUGCCAAGCCAGCAGCAGGGACCCCUCUGGCCAGGGGCAAGGUUGAGCCAGUGCCAGCCAUCCCUCUGACUUCUGGGAAAACCCAAGAGCCCCCCAUCGAGCUCUCCAAAGUGGCGAUCGAGUUUAACAAGGACCAGCUGGAAGAGUUCAAGGAGGCUUUUGAGCUGUUUGACCGAGUAGGAGACGGCAAGAUCCUGUAUAGCCAGUGCGGGGACUUGAUGAGGGCCCUGGGCCAGAACCCCACCAACGCCGAGGUGCACAAGGUCCUGGGGAACCCCAAGAGUGAUGAGCUGCAGUCCCGGCGCGUGGACUUUGAGACUUUCCUGCCCAUGCUCCAGGCGGUGGCUAAGAACCGGGACCAAGGCACCUACGAAGACUACUUGGAGGGACUGCGGGUGUUUGACAAAGAAGGGAACGGCAAAAUCAUGGGGGCGGAGCUCAGACAUGUCCUCACCACUCUGGGUGAGGACGGGACCAGGACUCGUGGGAAGCGCAGGGACAAGAUGUUGGCCACAUAAGCAGAGCGAGGGAGGGCCUGUGUCCGCUAGGGCCCUGUGGGGUCCGGUAGGCUUGGCAAGGGAGAGCCACAGCCUGGGGGCAGACUCGGGCUUCCCCCCCACGGCCUACAACGGGUCUAUGGUGAAGAGGCCUGCGGAUGCCUCCCAAAGGGCAGAGGACAGGGGUGAGGUGGGGGUCUGCUUCUGUGUCACCGGGCACAAGGGAACCGGGAACCCCAGGACUCAGGGUCAGCAGGUGUGAUGCGCAGCGCUGCCUCGGCGGAUUCGCGUCCCCAGGCUGGGCCGUCUGCAGGAGUCAGGGCUUGCUGCACCUUCAGUGUCCAUCAGGUUGGGGGGGGUGGCACUGGCAGCUGGACAUGGUCAGCUAUGACGUGGCGACACACAGAGGUGAAUGGACAGUCGCACACCACGGGGUGAGCAACGGUCAGUCCUGUGGGCCCCCAGGGCCAUCCUGCCUCCUGGGGCCAGAUUCACACGAGGGGCGACGCCGCAUCCCAGGAACUGAGCUAAGUGGCGACUGAGCCGGGGCUGCUGGCUCAGGUCGGGCGCUCGGUGCGCUGCAGUGACUCAUCCCGCGGGCCUGCGGGGCCGCGCCCGGCAGACUUCCCGGCUGUGAGGGUGGAGCUGCAGCACGCUGCAGGAG